Penicillium vulpinum is the source of this 195-nucleotide messenger RNA. RefSeq lists its product as uncharacterized. Lineage: Eukaryota; Fungi; Ascomycota; Eurotiomycetes; Eurotiales; Aspergillaceae. The coding region runs from base 1 to 195 and encodes 64 amino acids. The transcript has a single exon. The record is from RefSeq and is a predicted model, not a curated record.
AUGCCCGCUAAUAUUUACUAUGUGGAGGCGAAGUGGAUAUCAAGGCUGGCGACCUUUGGACUUUGUGCCGAUAACGUCGGGUUUCUUGAAUUCUUACUUGAAGCCAUUCGGUCAUUGGCCGUGAUAGGCCUAUACCCAGUUCAAGAGCCGACUCAGGCCAUGCAAGUGCUUCCACCGCGAAUGCUUGGCCAGUGA